Hibiscus syriacus is the source of this 480-nucleotide messenger RNA. RefSeq names its product sm-like protein LSM5. Bases 72 to 335 code for a protein of 87 amino acids. Gene Ontology annotation, biological process: mRNA splicing, via spliceosome. Gene Ontology annotation, cellular component: U4/U6 x U5 tri-snRNP complex; U6 snRNP; Lsm1-7-Pat1 complex. NCBI's taxonomy places the organism in Eukaryota, Viridiplantae, Streptophyta, Magnoliopsida, Malvales, Malvaceae. Gene Ontology annotation, molecular function: RNA binding. The record is from RefSeq and is a predicted model, not a curated record. The transcript is spliced from 4 exons.
CCAUACUUAGGUCAUAAUUGAAUCCAAAAUUGGAGCUUUCUUAGUUUCAGUGUGAAGAUCUGUCAAAAUCAAUGGCAAACAACCCCUCGCAGCUUCUUCCUUCAGAGUUGAUAGACAGGUGCAUAGGGUCCAAAAUAUGGGUGAUAAUGAAAGGGGACAAGGAGCUCGUGGGUACUCUAAGAGGCUUCGAUGUUUACGUCAAUAUGGUCCUUGAAGAUGUCACUGAAUAUGAGAUCACUGCUGAAGGAAGACGGAUCACGAAGCUUGAUCAAAUUUUGCUGAAUGGAAACAACAUUGCCAUCCUGGUCCCGGGAGGCUCACCUGAUCCGGAAUGAGAGUGCCUCGUCCUCUUUGUUUCUUUUAAUGAUAAUCGUUCUAGGCCAUAUUCUCUGUUUUAAUGAGAAAUCUGGUGCAGAAAGAAAGCUCUUAACUCUCGCCACUGUAAGAUACUUGAAAUUUAGUUGGACAGAUUGCCACACU